Rhinocladiella mackenziei CBS 650.93 is the source of this 2088-nucleotide messenger RNA. RefSeq lists its product as uncharacterized. Gene Ontology annotation, molecular function: translation release factor activity; GTP binding; GTPase activity. The transcript has a single exon. The record is from RefSeq and is a predicted model, not a curated record. Bases 1 to 2088 code for a protein of 695 amino acids. Gene Ontology annotation, biological process: translational termination; nuclear-transcribed mRNA catabolic process, deadenylation-dependent decay; translation. Gene Ontology annotation, cellular component: translation release factor complex. Lineage: Eukaryota; Fungi; Ascomycota; Eurotiomycetes; Chaetothyriales; Herpotrichiellaceae.
AUGUCGGGCAACUUCGAUUCCUGGGAAGACGCCGCGGCGCAGGACGAAGACCUCUCAAGACAGACCCAAAAUAUGAAUAUUAACGCCAACACUUUCAGGCCCGGAGCCGCUUCAUUUCAACCUAACGCUGCCUCAUUCCAACCGGGCCAACCAUACCAGCAAAAUGGAUAUCAGAAUUACGGUUAUGGGCAACCUCAAGGCUUCAAUCAAUACUCUCAGUAUGGCCAAGGCUACAACCAAUAUCCUCAAUACCAGCAACAAGGUUACAAUCAAGGCUACAACAGCGGUCAGUUUGCGACCUACAAUCAAUCUCCUGGAAGCUUUCAACCCAGACAAGGCGCUGCAAUAAGCAUUGCAAAGAGAACAGAUUCCCAACCAGGUCCACAACAAUCUACACCCGGUCCGGCUCCUGCUCCGGCACCGACCCCAGCAGCAACUUCUGCCGGUGCUGCCCCAGCGUCGAAGCCACAGGCCGCUACGGCCCCUCCAAAAGCCAAAGUGUUGUCUAUCGGUGUACCAACAUCAGCUUCUGCCUCGCCGAAAAGGCCUGCUUCUCCUACCACCAAAGAACCUCCCAAAGAACCUAUAAAGGCAGAAGCGGGAGCCAAGGUCACUGCUGCGAAAGCUGUCGAGAAGACAGGUGAAAAAGUGUCUGGCAAGACGUCUUCUGCCUCGUCUUCGGGCAAAUCCUCUCCCACCCCGGGCGACUCAAAGAAAACCCGAAAUGCCGACGACGUCGCCCAAGCACAGACAGCCGAUGUGGAUGCUUCGGUUUUGGAAGAGAUGUAUGGAAAAGAACAUGUCAACGUUAUUUUCAUUGGUCACGUCGAUGCUGGAAAGUCUACUCUCGGUGGCCAAGUUCUCAUCCAGACAGGGAUGGUGGAUGAGCGUACUCUAGAGAAAUACAAAAAGGAUGCGAAAGAUGCCGGUCGAGAAACUUGGUACAUUUCUUGGGUUCUAGAUUUGAACAAGGAAGAGCGAGCCAAAGGUAAGACCGUCGAAGUGGGCCGAGGCUUCUUCGAGACCGAAAGGCGGAGAUAUACCAUUCUGGACGCCCCCGGCCACAAGACGUAUGUGCCAAACAUGUUGAGUGGUGCCUCACAAGCCGAUGUGGCAAUUUUAGUCAUCUCGGCACGAAAAGGUGAAUUUGAAACCGGAUUCGAGAAAGGGGGUCAAACACAAGAACAUGCCAUGUUGAUCAAAACUACCGGCGCCAAAGAACUGGUCGUCGCAGUCAACAAGAUGGACGAUAUUACUGUGCAAUGGUCGCAAGAACGUUACGACGAAAUCGUGGGCAAGCUAAAACCAUACCUCAAAAAGAGAAUUGGCCUAGAAUCGACAUUUUUGCCCAUCUCUGCGCAAACUGGUAUAGGCGUCAAGGACAGGAUUCCCAAUGACGUCGCCUCUUGGUACAAAGGACCCUCCCUUCUUGAGUUUCUGGACAGUAUGGCCAAGAUACAGCGAAACGUCAAUGCCCCAUUCAUGAUGCCCAUCGGAGCCAAAUACCGAGACAUGGGUACGAUGAUUGAAGGUCGUAUCGAGGCCGGUGUGGUGCAAAAGACGUCAAAUUACAUCAUGAUGCCAAACAGAGAAGAAGUCGGUAUUGCAGCCUUGUAUGGUGAAACGGAAGAAGAAAUCCCCUUCGCCACUUGCGGCGAUCAGGUCCGCAUGCGUCUCCGGGGCAUUGAAGAAGAAGAUAUCAUGCCCGGCUUUGUCCUGUGCUCGCCCAAGCGUCUAGUCCACUGUGUCCGGGAGUUCGAGGCGCAGAUCAAUAUCGUGGAACUGAAGUCCAUUCUCUCAGCCGGCUUCAAUUGUGUACUGCACGUCCAUGCCGCAACCGAAGAAGUCACCUUUGCCGCACUGCUGCACAAACUAGAACCGAAGACUGGUCGGAAGAGCAAGAAGCCACCGCCAUUCGCGGCCAAGGGCCAAAACAUCAUUGCCCGAUUACAAGUCACAAGUGGCGGAGGCAAGAUUUGUGUUGAGCGGUUCGAGGAUUACCCGCAACUCGGCCGCUUCACGCUGCGAGACCAGGGCCAGACCAUUGCAGUGGGCAAGAUCACCAAACUGAUUCUGGAUGAAGAGUAA